This is a messenger RNA of Didymodactylos carnosus, 1666 nucleotides long. NCBI's taxonomy places the organism in Eukaryota, Metazoa, Rotifera, Eurotatoria, Philodinida, Philodinidae. The record is from the annotation of a GenBank genome assembly.
CUAUCAAAAUUUUAGUGAUUUUUCAGCUUUUUGUGUAAUUAUUUCGAGAAAUAAGUUGAGAAAACAGUGUGCAUAAAAAUGUUCAGCAGAAUAAAUUGAACAAAAUUAGUUUUCUUUUUUAAAACGGCGGCGUGGCCAGCUGCUACCCUAAAGAAAAUGCCUAACGUUUUUUAUUCAAUUUAUUUUUUUGAUAAAUCUAAAACCAAACGACGGAGACAGCUGCGACACGUCUUAAAUUGAAGAAAACACUACUAUGAACAUUUUAAAAUAUGAAUUAGCUCUACAACAUGUCUGGUUUUAAAGAUGUGAUAGAAAUAUUGGCAACUGCUUUUCACACAUUUAAAUUUUGCAGAAUCGGAAAGUGGUUGUCAAUAUUUCUAUCACAUCUUUAAAAUCAGACAUGUUGCAGAGCUGAUACGCAUUUUAAAAUGUUCAUAGCAAAUGUUUUCUUCAGUUUAAGACGUGUGGCAGCUGUCUGCGUCGUUGGGUUUACGAUUUAUCAACAAAACAAAAUGAUGUAAAAACGUUACGCAAUUCCUUUACGGUAGCAGAGUUACCUGGCCACGUCGACGGUUAAAGUGUACUUUGAAGACCUCGUUUUAGACUCAAUACAUAAAGAAUUUUCUGCUCUAUAAAAUCUUCUAUUUCGCAUAGAUACACUACGGUGUUUGGCUAGUCCUUAAUUCCUGCUUCUUUCAAAAUCUCACGUUGUCCAAAAAGUGCAAAUGAACUUGUGUACUGGAAUUUUCACGAUUUUUACGAUGAAGUAGCUUAGUUAGAAUGAUAGCUUUAAUCUGCUGAACAUUUUUAUGCACACUGUUUUCUCAACUUAUUUCUCGAAAUAAUUACACAAAAAGCUGAAAAAUCACUAAAAUUUUGAUAGUAAACCGCAGUUGUGCUUGCAUCACAUCUGUUCUCACCACUUUUUUAAAUAAGGAAAUAAUAUGUAGUAAUUUUUAUAGAGCAGAAAAUUCUCUAUGUAUUGAGCUUAGGCCACGAAGUCUUCAGAGUACAUUUAAGCAUCUUAAAAAAAGAAAACUGAUUUUGUCCCAUUUAUUCCAUUUAGUCCACUCAUUAAAUCGAUUGUGGCAUCAUUCACAUGGUUUCUGUCUUUUAGCCCUAUGUAUUUGAUCGUGAAUAUUAUAUUGAAUUAACAAAAUCAAUGUCUGUCAAUGGUUAUCAUGUAUUUUCAUCCAUUGUGGAAAAAUUAAUCGAUUACAAAAAUUUAAAUCUCUCAUGGGAUUAUUUUACGUCUAAACUUGAACAAUAUUUUUCGCAAGAACGUCUUGAACAACAAACAUUUCGAACAAUAAUGGACGAUAUUCAAUUGAAAAUGACAAGUGGUGGAGCAGGACAUGAUCAACGAAAACAAUUAGAUCUAGAAAGUUAUUUAUUGAUUGACGAUAUGAUUGUUGAAGCAAAGAAAUUUGUAACAAAAGUUGUUUAUAAUUGGAAUAUUAUUUUACAAGAAUUAGAACAUGUACUUAAAAAAUAUGAUAAAGAAAAGAAAGAGGCAGCAAAACAGAAAACAACAAAAGAAAAAGAGAAAAAAGAGGAAGAAGAGACAUUGCAAGUAAGUGAAAGAAUGAUCACUAACUGAUCUAAACUAUUGUGACAAGAAGAUACCGUAGUUUCUGUAAAGCUUCAACUUUCAUCUAUAUUGGAG